Molecule: messenger RNA, 981 nt
Organism: Anisakis simplex (herring worm)
Lineage: Eukaryota; Metazoa; Nematoda; Chromadorea; Rhabditida; Anisakidae
Source: the annotation of a GenBank genome assembly
AUGUAUGCUGCAGUGAACCUAUGGUCAGCAAAGAAUUUCAACUCACAUCAUGCAGCAAAAUAUCUUGUAUGUGUGAAAGCUGGAGCUGGUGAUGAAGCAAGUGAAGGAACGAACGUUGACCAAUUAUCAGCUAACAAUCCACUUAUGCAAAUGAUACGUGAAAAUAUGGUCGGUUCAGUGGAAUAUCUGCAAGCGGCGCACUCUGAUGAUGAAGCAGGUGAAGUGGUGAACGCUGGCCUUUUAUCGAUUAACGAUCCGCUUAUUCGACUAGUGCAUAAUAGUCCGAUCAAUGCAAUCAGAUAUCUGCUAGCGGGAAACAGGACUGGUAACAACUCGGAAACGAUCAGUUCCACUGAGAGAUUCAUCUGCAAUCCGGAUACAGUAAAUUCUACCGAUGGGUUCAUCUGUAAUCCGGAAACAGUAAAUUCUACCGAGGGGUUCAUCUGUAAUCUGGAAACAGUAAAUUCUACCGAGGGGUUCAUCUGUAAUCCGGAAACAGUCAAUUCUACCAAGGGAUUCGUCCACAAUCUGGAGACAAGCAAUUCCAACAAUCCAUUUAUUCGAUUGACACGUGAUAGUCUGAUCAACGCAAUUAAUCAUAUUCGUGCCGGACACUGGACUGGCAACAACUCGGAAACAGUCAGUUUCACCCAGAGAUUCAUCUGCAAUCCGGAAACAGCCAAUUCUACCGAGGGAUUCAUUUGCAAUCCGGAAACAAUCAAUUCCACUAAGAGUUUCAUCCGCAAUCCGGAAACAGCCGAUUCCAUCGUGACAUUCAUCUGCAAUCCGGAAACCAUCGAAAAUUCCACCGUGACAUUCAUCUGCAAUCCGGAAACAAUCUAUUCCAAUUUAUUUAAUCGACAAUCCGGACACUGGACUGGCAACGAUUCGAAAACAGUCCAUUCUAAGGUGAGAAAUGGUCCAUUCUUCUGCACUCUGGAAAUGGUCAAUUCCGGCCGGACAGUCGUCUGUAUUCCGUAA